This is a messenger RNA of Menidia menidia (Atlantic silverside), 1059 nucleotides long. Lineage: Eukaryota; Metazoa; Chordata; Actinopteri; Atheriniformes; Atherinopsidae. The record is from the annotation of a GenBank genome assembly.
AUGGCAGCUGUGACCACGAUUGGAACCAGAGCCCUCGGCCUUUUCUUCCUCCUCCUCCUCCUCCUCGCCUCCCUUUCCACGCUGUUGUACAACGGCCUGCUGGAUCGAGAUCCCUCCGGGCACCGGGACCGGCCGCCGGCUGUCCAGAGGAACGUCAGCGUCCUGCUCUGGCACUGGCCCUUCGGCCGUUCCUACAGGCUGGACGGCAGCGAGUGCCUCCGCAUGUACGCCAUCGACCGCUGUCUCCUCACUGACCGCAGGUCCUCGCUCCCCUCCGCCGACGUGGUGGUGUUCCACCACCAGGAGCUGGGCGCCGGGCGGUCAGCUCUGCCCCUGGACCUGCCCCGCCCCCCCUCCCAGCGCUGGGUCUGGCUGUCCCUGGAGCCGCCCGCCCACAACGCCGGCCUGGACAAGCUGAGCGGCCUCUUCAACUGGACCAUGAGCUACCGGCGGGACGCGGACAUACCCGUCCCGUACGGGGAGAGCUUCCGGGGGGCCUUCAGGCCCAGCUUCCCCCCGGCCGAAAACCGCUCCUGCUUCGCCAGCUGGGUGGUCAGCAAAUACUUCCCGGAGCAGACCCGUUCCCGCGUGUACCAAAGUCUACGGAAACACGUCCCCAUCGAGGUCUACGGGAAAUGGAACCGCCGACCACUGGCGGACCAGAAGCUGCUCCCCACCAUCGGGAACUGCCUCUUCUAUCUGGCUUUCGAGAACUCGGAGGCCAAGGACUACAUCAGCGAGAAGCUGUGGAGGAACGCUUUCCAGGCGGGGGCCCUCCCGGUGGUUCUCGGCCCCGGGCCCGCCACCUACCGGGCCUUGGCGCCCCCCCGUUCCUUCAUCCACGUGGCGGAUUUCCCUACGGCGGGAGAUCUGGCGGCUCACCUGAAGCGAUUGGCGUCAGACAAACAGGCCUACGAGGAGUACUUCCACUGGCAACACACUCACGGGAUCAAACGCUACACCGACUGGAGAGAGAGGCUGUGUCAGAUUUGUGUGAAAUACCCGAGUUUAACCACCCCGAAGGUGUACCAGGACCUGGAGGGAUGGGUCAACAGCUAA